AAGGUGUUCCCAAGAGCCCGAGACUCUGUGGCCAGACCUGAGGGAGAGAGGAGCCAUGGGUCGACCGCUCCUCACUCUUGUGUAGCGGCCAAGGCCCCUAAAUAACACCCUCGUGCAUUGUAGCUCGUCGCCUCGCGCUGUCACACUCACCAUGGAGUCCAUCGACACUCUGAAGGAGGAGCUGGAGAGGCUCAACCAGGAGCUGGACCAGACGAGCAGCGAGAAGAACCAGGCGGCCCAGUACGGCCUGGUGUUGCUCGAGGAGAAGGAGAGCUUGCACUCCCGGUGCGAGGAGCUGGAGGCCCUCUACGAGAACACCAAGCACGAACUGGAGAGCACCAGAGAGGCUCUUGCCAAGUUCCAGACAACUCACCGUGUCGCUACAGCCAGUGGUAUUGAGACAGAGGAGAGCCUGCUUUCCGAAUCUGCCGCCAGAGAGACUUCUCUCAACUCUCAAAUUAUCGAGCUUGAACUUGAAGCAAAACAGUGCCGAGCAGAGCUAGAACGUGUUCAGAGUGAGAAGUCUCGUUACUAUGUAGAACUUGCAGACUUGUUGAAAGAUAAAGAAAUUACUGACCAUGAAAAGAAGCAGCUAAAAGCAGAGUUGAAAGACUUGAAAUUUCGUGAAACACGGCUUUUCCAAGACUAUGCUGAACUGGAGGAUGAGAACAUCACAUUACAAAAGCAGAUAUCAAAUCUCAAGUCAUCUCAGGUUGAAUUUGAAGGAGCCAAGCAUGAAAUUCGCCGCCUUCAAGAAGAAACAGAGGUGCUUAACCAACAGGUCGAGGAAUUGGCAAACCUCAAGAAGAUUGCUGAAAGACAGAUGGAAGAAGCCCUGGAAUCCCUUCAAGCUGAAAGAGAAGCCAAAUAUGCCCUUAAAAAGGAACUGGAUGGGCGAAUGAAUUCAGAGUCUAUGUACAACUUGUCGAAUCUUGCCAUGAGCAUGAAGCUCUCAGGUAGUACAGAUUUUGGCGAGAGUGAUGGUGAAGAUGACACACCUGUCCUGCGGAGGUUGGAGUCAGAGUUGCUGAGUGCCGGUGGCGGCACAGCAGAAAUGGGAGGCGACCUUUUCUCGGAGAUCCAUUUGAAUGAACUGCGUAAGCUGGAGAAGAAACUAGAAGAGGCCGAACACGAGAAAAGCCAGUUGACAACCAACCUUAAGGAAAGUCAGGAGGGGCUGGAGAAGACUCGUGGGGAAUUGGAUGCCCAGCAUGCUCGGGUUUCUCACCUGCUAGGUCACAUCUCUGCUCUUGUUAAACUGCACGAUCAGGAGAACCCAACUCAGAUGAAUGCCGAAGACACGGCAAACUUGGUAAGCUUUUUAGAAAAACAGAAAUCUAGGUAUCAAGUUGCAUCCAGAGAGAUAUCCGAAUUAAAGAAGAGCCUUGCAGAGAUUCAGAACUCGGAAAGUGGGUCAGCAAGUGAAGCUGUUCAGCAGCUCCGUAAUGAAGUGGCAACAAUUCGCUCUAGGCUGAUUGAUGCAGAGCAAAAGUCCAUUGACUUGGGUAAUGAUGUGAACGUUCUUAGUCAGAUGAUGAACAGCAGAGAGGGAUCUUUAUCCAUAACGAAAAAUGAUCUAGGGACAAUCAGUGAGGAGCUUGCACAGUUGUAUCACCAUGUGUGCACAGUUAAUGGAGAGACACCUUCAAGAGUACUGCUGGACCACAGUAAACAAGGGCAUAAUGCAGAUAAAGGUGGUGAAGAAGAUCGUAAACCUUCAUCUCCUACUUUGGCUGCAACACAUCUUGAGGCUCUCCGUGCCAAACUUCGCACUGAUGUCACACUUUCUGAUUUUGUGGAUAACAGUGACCCAGUUGCAGUUCGUGAGAUUGUGGACACCAUAGUUGACCAGAUCCGACAUCUUAAGAAAUCUGUAGAGCAUACAAUAGAGCUAAGCAAGGAAAAGGGACUUGCAAGGGAGUCGUCAUCUUCUGAAAGUGGACUAAGUGAGAGCGAGGUGCAGGAGUUGCAAGAACAGGUGAUCAAACUCAAAUCUCUCCUCUCCACAAAGAGAGAGCAAAUCGCUACCCUUCGUACUGUCUUGAAGGCAAAUAAGAACACUGCCGAGGUUGCUUUGGCCAAUCUAAAAUCCAAAUAUGAGACAGAGAAGAGUAUAGUUUCUGAAACGAUGAUGAAACUACGUAACGAACUUCGACUUCUGAAGGAGGAUGCUGCCACAUUCUCCAGUCUGCGUGCUAUGUUUGCUGCUCGAUGUGAGGAAUAUGUAACUCAGCUGGAUGAAGUACAACGGCAACUAGUGGCUGCAGAAGAGGAGAAGAAAACCCUUAACUCACUCUUACGAAUGGCUAUUCAACAAAAAUUAGCUCUUACACAAAGAUUGGAGGAUAUGGAGUGCGACCGUGAAAGGUUCAACAUGAGGAAACACACUGGCAGCCGUGGUAGGGCUCAUGGGUCCCGCUUCAACAACCAACCUCACAGUUCACCCUCUCAACAUCAUUACCAACCAGGAGAAAGAAAAAGGAGUGGACGGCCGACACGUGUUGGCUCUCCAGUGUAUGACGAAGCCAAGGCAAGUUUCAGCAGAAGAUAAUUUGAAUUCUUUCAGGUAUGAUAAUUUAUAGUUCAAUUAACUUUUAUCAACUGUACUAUAUAAUUAUUGAGUAGAUCUAAACCAUUUUGUAAAAUGCAUCGUCAUCUUCAGAAAGUGGAUAAACAGUGAUAUUGGGAGUUAUCUGAAGUGCAGCAGAGUACUAGACAGCAUGCUUCAGUGAUUAUACAUGCUCUGCAAUGUAUUGUGGCUCAUACAUAGUAUCAUAUGGCACAGUAUUCAUACUGAAGUGCAUCAUAUUUGGUAUACAUCAUAUUUUGGCACACGUCCGAUGUACAUCCUAUUGUUGCACAUUUGAUGGUGUACAUUUAAUGGUACAUGUAUGGUGUGUUGUAUUGUUAUUCAGCAUUGUCCAUAAUGGUAAAUUUAUGGUGUAAAAUAUAAAGGUUAAAAUAGAUAUAUUUUAUUUAUGGAGAGAGUAUGGCUUCUGACUUGUAAUUGAUAAAUAUUCUGAGAUUAUUUCUUUGUCUACUCAAAGUGGUCUUCUUCACUUUACAUUAAAUGCAAGUCUACUCAUAAAAGCUUACCUUAGGGAAAUUGAUCUGCAAAAAAAAAAAAAAAGUUUAUAUAGUCUUUUUAUCAUUUGGGUACAUGCAGUAUUUUUAAUAAAAUGCCAAUGUUAUUUUCAUGUUGGUCUUUUUAUCUGCUAUUCUUGUCAGAUUUUAUAUAAUGUUUCACUUGUUUUUUUAAGUGAAUAUUAAGCUACAUGUAAUUUUUUUUAUUGAAUUUGUUUGUGUGUUCAGUGUAGUUUUCCAUUUAUUGUCAUCUGCAUAUCAGUGAAAUUUGAUAUAUGUAUAUUAUGUAGCCAUUAUUUUUAAGUACUUUUUAAUUUAAUGCAGAUUUUUGGAUGAAAAAAUAAUUUGAAAUGGCCAAUAUUUGGCCGGGCCAUCUUGUGACCAUCAUUACUCUAUUUUUGUUUCAUAUCUUCCUUCACGCGUUUGUCUUCAGUGUGUCUAGAAUGUGGGAACAGUCGCACCAUAUCAUGUUGUCCCAAAAAUAUAUGGCUGCUUUGAAUUGCAGCUGUGUUGUAUUGUGUUUUGAAACUAAGAGUAUACUUUACGAGUUGAAUGUAGAAGUGAAUGGUCUCGAAACAAAUACAUGUGUUGAAAAAGCAAUCCAUUUCCAAAUGAUAAUUUACAUAUUUUCAGCUCUUCACGAGAAUUCAUACACAUUCUAAACAGAAAUGUGGAAAGAGUCUUAAGUUUAACAAUGUUUUAAAAUUGAACGUGUGUGUCUGGGGGCAUCUGUCUGUCUGUCUGUGUCUGUCUAUUUGUGUGUGUUGUUUUAAAAUUGAACGUGUGUGUCUGGGGGCGUCUAUCUGUCUGUCUGUGUCUUGUCUUUUUGUGUGUGUGCGUGUGUGCAUGCAUUAUCAGAGUAGUAAAGUUUGGAAGUGUUCUGCUUGAUUGCACUUGGUUGUACAUCAUGUUCUGUUGAGCUGUCCUGUCCAGCAGUUUAUUUAGACAAGAAUAUGUAUUAUAAUACCUGGUUGUAACUUAUCUGUCCAUAUAUCAGAACUCACAACUAAGAAAAAUAUGAAUAAUUAAUCUUUUAACAUAACUAGGGGGUUAAUUCAAAAGUGAAUUAAGAUUUGUGUAGAAGUAGUAAAUUGAAAGUCCUAGCGAUACUGUAAGAAAUGGAUUUCUUACAAUGCGGGUUCUGGAACUCUGCAAAACUGUUUGAUACCAAAGUGGUUGUGAACUGUACAGUGAUGUGUCUUAACAGGUCCAUGGUUUUUAAAAAGCUUAAACAUAUAUACACACACACACACACUGCUACGUAAUCCAUACAGUCUUUGCUGAAGACUUAAGUUUAUGCUUUUGUUUGUUCUCGUAUAACCUCAAGUUGUCUUGGCUCUUUCCAUGAUGGAUGCAUCAUUGCACAUGAGAGACCCAUCAGGAAGGCACAGUUUUCCAGGUUGAAAAUAUAUUAGGUGUGUUUCUCCUUUGGCUCUGUGAAAGGAAACCAGUGUCUGUCUGACUUUUUUAAGAGGUCUAUUAUUUGGAUCUGAAACAUAUUUACAACAACCCUUAUUUACUAAUCUUUACCUACUAGUAAUAGCAUUUUGCAAUUGAGAACCAAUCUCUUUCUUUGUAGAAACCAAAGAUGCAAGUUUUCUGUAUACUAAUGACUUGCAAUAUAAUUGAAUAGCAUUAACUCCAAAGUGCCAGGUUGCAAUAUGAUGUGUUAAACUGGUGUUUUAUUGUAGCUAUGUCUCCCACAGAGACACACAUUGUCAUAAGCAGCAUUCAAAAUAUUUGUGCAUUAAAUGUGUUUUUUAGUAUAUGAGCCACAUAGGCUGGUAAGUUUAAAUUUAAAUUUUAAUUGAAGGUGUAUUUUACGUGUUUAAUUCUGACAUGUUAACCUCAGUGCAUCUGUUAUACUAAUGUAAUAUGACUGAAUUUUUAUCAGUAGCUGCUAAUAGAUUUUACCCUUGUUAUCAUGACCCCUGGUUGGAGUAAAGAUUGUAGUUCAUAUUUGAGUUUCUCAAGCUUUGUUCACAUUUCAUUCCCGGUGGCUCCUGUCUGCUUGGAAUCCAAGUUGUUUUAGACUUUAGGAGAUCUUGUUCAUAGCUUUUUCUAUUGAAAUGCAUAUCCUUAAUUUUGUAAUCAUUUGGUAAAUGGUUCAGCUAACUUAUUUUUACUGUCCUAAUUUAUUAACUUUAAGAACAUUGAAAUAAUAAUAUUUAGCAUUGUGUGGCUAUAUUCAAGUAAUGUGUUCAGGAUAUGGCAGAUUUAAAAAAUAUUUUAUGGUUUGUACAGCUAGCAAGAACGGUGCGCAUAGUUUUGUUUGUGUACAUGUCUGGCAACCAGUUAUGGGCCUUGCUAGGUGUGAGACUUUGAGAGGUACAGUGAAAGCUUUUAGUGGGAGAUCAAUUAUUAGUCAAUUUCUUCUACAGUAAUUGUAAUGAAUUAAAAUGUUUGUGUUUUUUAUCUUCAGCUAAAAAUUACUUUUAUGGAGUAGUGGAUUGGUCUGUAGGAGUGUGCCUUACAUUUUAUAGGCACUCAAGUUUUGAGGCAAAAAAUGCUGAUUGGCAUUUUAAAGUCUCUUCUGGCAAAACAUAAUUUUUUUUUUUAAACGUUGAAGUAACUAUUAAAAUAUUUGUAUUAUAUUUUCAUGAUUACUAUUAAACAUAAAUUAAUGAGACUAUAGUCAUACUGUUUCACUGUAACUGUCAUGCAGGAAGACUAUUGCUGGUGAGUCAAGUGAACUGCCUUACAAUAUUCACUGAGGAACUAGUGUUAGCAUUGUGCUUAAAACCCCCAACCAUAAUCUCUCUCUGCCUUUGAUGUUACAGUUUAGCAGCAGCACCACCACCUCCUUAACACAUCUUUCUUAACCACUUGACACCUGAGGAAGGACAUUAGGCAGGACAUCCUUACCUCUCUCUCUCCCCCAGUCUCUGGCAAGGUUUGAAUUGAAGUGAAUUUAAUCCUUACGUUGCUCCAAUCUCCAUUUUUUUUUAUGUAAACGACGAUACAAAACUUUAAAUAGCCAAGCCAUGCAAUGGUCUAAAGUAUGCAGUAGGCCUUGUAUAGGAAUGGUUCCAUUGACAGGUCUUGGAAAAGGAGAGAGGUGGCAGCAUGUUUUGCACAUUUUCACAGGUGAUCAGUGGUUGAGUUGUUUGCAGACUCUAGUGUGGAUUGGUAUCAUUUAUGUGUGGUUAUUGCAGUAUUGUAUGCCAACUCAUCUUUUUUAUAUUGUUUUCUAUAAAAACUAUAAGGAGUAAAAAUUAACUUUUUAAAAAAUACACUUCAUAAUAUGAAAAGAACACUUUACAAUGUUCUGUAUUAAGAUGAUAAUGAAAAUUUCUGGAAUAGGAAAUUUGUAGACAAAAUUCAAUAUUAAUAAAUUGAUAUUUUGCUGGAAAACAUAAUAAAUACACUAUCAUUACAUUAUCCUUGAGGUAUAUUGUCCAUGAUCUUUAUUACCUGGUUGGAUCACAUACUGAAUGUGUAGUAUUAUUGAAUAUCCUAAAGUUAAAAUAAUUUAGAAUGAUCAUUCCGGUGUUUAAGAAAAGAUAUUAGGGUAAAUUAUAUCAAUUGAUCCCUCUUUCAUAAAUAUAGUUUUUCAGAUUAUAGUUUAUUCAGAUUCCUAUUUCAUGAAUGUCAGAAUGAUAAGAACUUUUGUAAGUAGAAUACUCUUGUAAAGUGCCCCUGGGUCUGUAUUUCACAGUUAUACGUGUGCACAGAAAUGGUCGCUGCGGCAUCCACAGUAUUUUUACUUUUGUAUCUGUACUUCUUCACCGAGGACUGUAAACUUAUUUGUACAAUAGGAUCCUAUUUACAAUAAAACUGAAAAUUUA
Molecule: messenger RNA, 6872 nt
Organism: Procambarus clarkii (red swamp crayfish)
Lineage: Eukaryota; Metazoa; Arthropoda; Malacostraca; Decapoda; Cambaridae
Gene: BicD
Product: protein bicaudal D
Molecular function (GO): dynein complex binding; cytoskeletal adaptor activity
Source: RefSeq, a predicted model, not a curated record